CUUUAAAUGGAAGCUGUGGAAGUGUUUGCAUCGAGCCUGAGCUAUAAAUACGCUUCAGUCCUCUACCUGCUGCAGGGCUGGCUGUAAUUUGAAUUCUCGGGAGAUAAAUAAGAAUCAGAGACGCAUGGAUCCUUUGUGCAGGCUGGGCUCUCUCACAAUGCAGGGUGACUCAAGUUAAAGACACACAGUGGAUGUUCUCGUUAACAGGAGAGACUGACGCUCCUAUUCCCGCGACAUCAUCAUCCCACACUCCGUGGAGCUCCACGGUGCGCGGUGAUGCUCAGUCCUGCACAGUAGCAGCUACAGGAGGCGUGCGUGUCCGUGCCACCGGAGCACCGGGAGGAGGACCGGGGAGGAGGACCGGAGCAGAGGCCAGCUUCUCUCUCUCUCUUUUUUAUUUAUUUUUUCCUCCUUUUUUCUACCGGACACUUGACACACACACACACACCGUGAAAGAGAGCGCUUUUCUGGGGGGUUGCUCUGCCCCCGCCUCCCACUCUCCCCGAGCGAUGGCAUCCACGGAUCGAUCCACGGGAGCGCGUUGAGGCUCUGAGUGAUGCAGUCUCUGUUCGGCGGAGGGGAGCUGGGGUUGCUGGGAGGAGGCGGCGACGCAGGAGGUCUGAAGGAGGAUGGCUGCGGCAGCGUGGCGUGGCACUCCUCCACCCUGCCCGCCGACGAUGUCUACUCAGCCUCCCACUUUGCCCUUAUCACCGCCUAUCAGGACAUCAAGACGAGGCUGGCCUGCCUGGAGCGAGAGAACUCCAGUAUCAAGAGGAAGCUCAAGAUCUAUGAGAUCAAGUUCCCUAUGAUCAGCGAGUUUGGGGAGAACACUAACUCCUACUGCUCCUUUGAGAGCAAGGAGACGGCGCUGCUGCACUCGGAAAAUGGAAACCUGCAGCAGAGAGUCAACGUCCUGACCCACGAGCUGCAGAAGAGGAAGGAGAGAGAGGAGCAGCUGGAGGACGUGAUCCAGGCCUACGAGAAGAUUCACAUGGAGAAGAGCAACCUCCAGAGGGAUCUCGACAAGAUGACGAGCCUGGUGGAGAAGCACGUGGAGCGUAUCCUGGGCCUGGAGUCGGCUCUGAGGCAGAGGGACAACUCCCUGCAGAAACUCAACAUGCAGCUGCACAGCAAAGACAUGCAGUACCUACAGCUGCACGCCGGCCCGGACGCACACAUGCUGGACUGCCCAGCCUUGACCCUUCAGAGCUCCCGCAGCCUCGACACCCUGUCCGACCUGAAGCUGCAGCGGCUGGAGGCGGAGCUGGAGGGCGCCCGGCACGAGGCCCAGGGGGCAUGCCAGCGGGAAGAGGAGCUGAAGGGGGAGUGCGAGAGGCUGAAGGAGGAGAUGAGGAUGCUGCAGAACAGCCAGAGGGACAGGGAAAUGACUUCUCCGUGCAAGCAGUGCGACGUGGAGUGGAUAAAGAAGGUGGGAGACGAGCAGGUGAAUCUGGCUCUGGCCUACACAGAGUUAACGGAGGAGCUGGGGCGCCUCCAAGCACUGAGCUCCAAGCAGACGGAGAUCCUGAGGAAAGCCUCGCAGGAGCAGGCUAGUCCAGUCCAGCUUCACUCUCCCAUCCACCACCAGCGCCACUCUCCGGUAUCUCAGCGCCACUCGCCCAUCUCACAGCGUCACUCUCCAGUCCCUCCUCCGCCGCAACACUCCCCGAUCCAACAGAGACGCUCCCCGGUGCUGCAGCGCCUCUCCCCGGACAUGCACCGCCGCUCACCCCUGCUGGACGUCAAUGACGGCCCGGCCUCUUACUCCUGCCGGCCACCCAGCCAACACCUGAGGGCCAGCUUCCAAGGCCGUCGCAGUUACUCUGAGGUAGCCGACCCCUCGGCUUACCAGUGCCCACCUCGCUUCUCCCUGGACCCUGUCUCCACCCUGCCUAAGCCACGGCCCUACAUUGAGGGCUACCCAAAACAGCAGCCCCAACAUGUGGGCUCGCCUCACGGUGGACUGCAGCACAGAAGCUCCCCAUCUCCCCAUCAAGGUGGUGGAGGAGGAGACGGGGGCCUCGGGGAGAGCUCCAUGCGCCACUCAAGAGAAAUGCCGUUCCCACUGUCUGAGGUGGCCCACCUGCAUUUUGAGCCUCCUCCUCCUUCUACACCGGCCCCCCAGCCACCACAGUCCUCUGAAGAUGAGGAGGAGUGGACCUGCCCGCAUCCCAUCAGCCCACCACGGACGCUGGGCGUGCUCUCUGCUGCAGUGCCCAGUGGCAUCAUGAGAGGCCCAGCAUCCUGCUCAGCCUUCCCCAUCCCUCAGAGGCCUAACACCCUGAGCUGCCACUCGCAGCCGGGGUACAUGUCAGCAGAGCACGCUCAGUCCUGGCCUUCAAUCAAUCUCUGGAUGGAGACCGAGGAGAGCGACAUGCGAAGCUGCCCUCUCUGCCAGCUGAUCUUCCCUGUCGGUUACCCUGACGAUGCCCUCAUCAAGCACAUUGACUCCCACCUGGAGAACAGCAAGAUCUGAUUGCCACGGCAACCAGCCCGCACACAUCUGCGCUCUCCUCUUAUAGAUUAUGUAAGAGAUUGGCAGGCCCGGGCCCGAAAAACUGGGAGAGUCAAACGUAGAAAUCCCAGACGAGCCAUUUCUCACCAGUUAGCGUUAAUCUAUAAAGGUAGGGAUGCAAAAUGGGCGCAGGGGCCUGUUAUAUUCGGGAAGUACUUCAACAUCGGGGUCCGUGUUGGAUUCCACAUGCAGAGUCCUUAAGACAGAUCUGCCUGUAUAAUCACUGGCUCUGGUUGCUGCUGUUUUGUUAUGAGUCUUGUUGUGUGGUUUCAGACAGUUUCAGGUGUUGUGUUGUUUUUCGCUUCACGGUGUAGUACACUUUGAUUUAGCAAAGUAAGCCAAAGACGAGGUACGAGAGGCAGGACGGAAGGUUCAGGGGCUCUGCAUGUCAAAGCAAAACAAACAUAAUCCAUCCAGUAAAACGAUCAGGGAGAUCUGAACCAGACUAUUCUCAGCACUUAGCUUUAAAUACUGUACACCUGCUCGGACAGUCUCACACACACACACACACACACACACACUACAGGAUAUUUCGCAGAGUGCCAAGAACACUGGCUUAUUGAACUGACAGAUGUACAAAGUCAUGUAGGACGGUGAUUAGUCAGAGUUCAGGAGUUUUAGAGGAUCUGAUGACACUGUGAAGGGAUUCUGUCUGUCGGGUUCGAUGCCAGUUCGCGUUCGCUCCUCUAAAACUACGACGCACGUAUCCACGGCUGUUAAGAAAGUACAAAACAUUCCAGUCUCACGUUUAAUCUGCUGACAAAGCUGGCUGAACAUGAAUGUGAAAGUGUCGCGAUGAUGCCCUGCAGGGCGGGGCGCUGAUGUGUCUUCUCUCCGAGCAGAGGGGAAAUAUAUGUCAGAAUAUACCUUUAUGCUUGCGGCCUGUUUCAAAAGAAAAAAAAGAACUCAGUAUCUUAGCACUUUAAGUUAGCAUAGCCUAUGAAAUGUAUCUGUUUUCAAUCCCCAUAUAUAUUUUCCAUGUAUAAUUUACUAUUUAUAUUGUCGAUCUGUAAGGCAAAAAAAUAUGAAGAUAUAUUUUUGCAAAUGUUAACGCACCACAUGGUCUCAUGUCAGUGUCUCUCCCAUGUGCUCGCACACUGCUGUAAAUAACAGGAGUCGGAGGUCAAAGUCCCACCACGCCGCACGGGAUUCACACUUUUUGCUGUACAAAGACUUUUAAAUUGUCAACUGGGAUUCUCAUCGGUCUUCCUAAAGAUCUGACCUUCAAAACAGUUUGAUGUCACGACUGCCCAGACCACCCAACAAAAACCACGAGAAAGAGAACACACACACACUACGACCCAGCUGGCUGCAUGAGAUCAAGACUUCUGACCUGCUCUGGAGGAGAAAAGCAGCAGGCUUUUUAAGUGUACUGUAUUUCUAUCACGGAGAUCUGAUACCAGAAACAACAUCUCCGAAUCAGCAAAGUUAUUUCUGCAGGGUUUCAGCAAUGACAAUACUCUUCUUUUGAUACAUGGGUUUAAGUUUUUAAAAUCACAAGUGGAAUCUCAGCUGGAGAUCUGACGCUUGUGGGACUUCUUUUUGAGGAAAAAAUAUGACAAAAUAAAAAACAACAACAACAAAAAAACAAAAAAAAAACAGAGUAACACUGAUGUCAGCUAAUCUGAGGCGUUCAGUUACAUGUGCAGUUUCUGUUGUGGGGAUGUCCCUGCGUACCACCCAUGCAUUCAAACUGGUUUGAAGUGACUGAAGAGAUGAUAUGCGGUAGAUUAGAGCACAUAGGGUAGUGACUGUGGCAGCAGGAUGUUUUAGGAUGUAGAUUUCAAGUCCUUGUAUGGGGUUAACUUCUACUUACCUGAAGAACUCCAGAGCUCCACACUGAAGCUCUGGAGGCUUCGAUCUUUCUCAUGAAGGUUUAAAGAAACGAGUUUCCAAUGAGGGGAUCAAGAAAUAUCAGAUUAAAGGAUAACUCUGGUUUAUUAACACUUAGAGAUUAUUCUUUUCCCUGGCAUUUUGUCCACCGUCGUCCACCGUGUCGUUCAAUAGAAAGUUCUAAAAAUAUUGCUAAAGUCUGCUGUCACCUGACCUUUAACCUUCAGUUCAUAGCCAAGGCGCCUGAUAGAAGAUAAACUUCCACAAAAGAUUUCAACGAGCGGGCCGACUAACUGAAAUGAUUUCGGUUUCAUCGUGCGUUAGGAUUUUCAUGACCGAGCUCAGUGGGUGUCGAUGUUUGAGUGACUCCUCCAUACUUUUGGUGUUGCAGCAAUUCAUUGGAAAAAAAAAGCACGUCCCGCCUGCAGAGCCUUGAACAUUACAUACAACGAAACAAUCGGACCAGUUGUUCUGUUGCUUGCAUCUCUGACAUUAUGAUUAAACAGAGAGUUUAUUUAAAGGCGAGGUCUGCUUCAUCCUGUGGCUGAAAUCAGAAAAAAAAGUACCUACCGCCUCCACAAACGGGUACCUGUGGGGAAACCCUGGAAACUAUUUCGAAUUUCACAAGAAAAAAGGAGUGAAGCAGAGAGCAAUCUGAAAAUAUCACAAUUUAAACUUUCAAACUUCCUCCACGACUCAUUAUUCAUCCGGUGGACUGCUUGUGUUUCGUUGUUUUUAGCACUCAAGCAAUUACAGUGUCUGAAUAAACUGGAGUUAUCCUUUAAAGAGCUACAUCUUGAGGUGUACAAUAAGGCAGUACGGAGAUACUUGACCAUUAAAUCGAAGAGGGCUGUAUUGACUCCCAAUUAUUCUAUACUGUAUGUAUGUUCCUAUAUCACUCUAUGUAAAAAAAAAA
This is a messenger RNA of Larimichthys crocea (large yellow croaker), 5264 nucleotides long. RefSeq names its product TBK1 binding protein 1 (gene tbkbp1). The transcript is spliced from 10 exons. The record is from RefSeq and is a predicted model, not a curated record. Gene Ontology annotation, cellular component: cytoplasm. Bases 557 to 2476 code for a protein of 639 amino acids. NCBI's taxonomy places the organism in Eukaryota, Metazoa, Chordata, Actinopteri, Sciaenidae.